Messenger RNA from Cadophora gregata, 1098 nucleotides. RefSeq lists its product as uncharacterized. NCBI's taxonomy places the organism in Eukaryota, Fungi, Ascomycota, Leotiomycetes, Helotiales, Ploettnerulaceae. Gene Ontology annotation, molecular function: hydrolase activity. The transcript has a single exon. The record is from RefSeq and is a predicted model, not a curated record. Bases 1 to 1098 code for a protein of 365 amino acids.
AUGGACCCAGCGCUAGCCGCAAUUCUGGAGACUCGACCAGCGAUACGGCCGCCAAAGCCAUCCGACCCAUAUUAUGGGCGAAACGAUCAUUCGGCACUCCGACAGCACAGAGCAGCAAUGCUAAAAGAGAAAUGGCAUCUCCGUUAUCUUCCUGGCCCCAUACCAGAAGUUCGAGAGGAAGAUCGCCAAAUUCCUGUUCGUGAUGGUUCGGAAAUCACAAUUCGGGUUUAUCAACCCGUGACCAAAAACGAAGCUGGGCAUCCUCUAAUCGUAAUGUUCCAUGAGGGUGGUUGGGGAAUGGGAGAUCUAACUGAUGAGGAGGUGAAUUGUCGACUGUUCUCGCGAGAUCUGGAGGCUGUCUGCGUUAAUGUCGAGUAUCGACUUGCGCCAGAACAUCCCUUUCCAACAUGGAUCAAUGAUGCUUGGGAUGCUCUUCAGUGGUGUGCUCAGAACGCUUCAACUCUGGGAGCUGAUCCAUCAAAGGGUUUCGUCAUCGGUGGAGGCUCUGCCGGCGGAAAUAUUACUGCUGUCCUCGCCCAUCUUGCUCGCGAUGAACAAUUGUCACCUCCCCUUACUGGUCAGUACCUUGGAGUACCCGCUAUUAUGUGUUUCUUGCCACCGUCGCAUAUAGACAAUCAAUAUCGAUCCGAGUUCUUAUCACACCCUUUUAUCACCCCGAGUAAGGAUCCGGUUCUCAAUGUGGCUUUCGGACCUUCAGGCACGUAUCUUACCCCGAUUGUCAGGUCGAUAGUCGGCUUGCUACCUCUGAAACUUCUUGCGCGAGUAUUUGGAUUUGCUGGUAUGCAUGGUGAUAUGUCAAGCUCUUUGUUCGUGCCUUUUCUUUAUGGCAGGACGGAACGAGGACACAAAGACCUCCCUCCGGUCUACUUCCAAGUCUGUGGCUUGGAUCCCCUCCGCGACGAAGCGUUGAUAUACGAGAGGGUAUUGAGGGAAGAAUCUGGAGUCAAAACGAAGCUGGAUGUAUACAAAGGAUUAGGUCAUUACUUCUGGACGAAUUUCCCAGAGCUAGAGAUAAGCAGGACAUUCGUCGAGGACACUGUGAAGGGUGUGAGAUGGCUACUAGAAGAGCAAAAAUAG